GCCAAAGACCCUCUGACGCUAUGCUAUUGUUGUCCUCUGUCGUCAGGGCUCGUUUCCAAACUUUACCAUCUGAUAGGCUCCCGCCUUGAAGCUCGAGUCAAUGGAGGGGUAUCUGUGAUUGAGGGGUGGGCAUCUUCACUUAGACUGUGCGCCAGUGGAGUCCCAAUGUUUAGAGCCCCCCCAAUUGCUAUGUUGAUAGAUAUCAACUGUAGGCCCGUCCUGUGUUGCAAUUCCUCAGGUUCAACUCCUCUCUUCCCUCUACUCGAGCGCCCCAAGUCUUCCAUACAAUCAUGAUUGGCGCUGCCAUGGGUCUUCCUCAAGACCCUGUGCACGAGGUUGGGAUUGUCAUCUUUUUUCUUGCCGUCUUCCUCGUCAUCACAUUCAUAGCUGCUUCCUGGCCCUCCAAGGACGGCAAGCCAAAUCCAUAUUCGCUGCAUGCGUACUUGAAGUUUGCGUACAACUGCUUUCUCAAGCCCCACACCGGGGACGGCACUGGUAACCAGCAAGAUGCGUUGGAGAGCUUCUAUUCGGCACAAGCCAGCAUAUAUGAUGCGACGCGUGCAAAGCUAUUGACUGGUCGUGAGGACAUGCUAGGCCUGGUUGCUGCCCAGUUGAAGCAUAAGGUACACACCGGUCAAUUCACACGCAAGCCCGUAUGGGUUGAUGUUGGUGGCGGGACAGGCUACAACAUUGAAGCCAUGUCCAAGGAAAUCUCAAUCCCCGAGUUUUUCGAGGCCGUAUACAUCGUCGAUCUAUCCCCCUCGCUCCUCGAAGUUGCGCGCAAGCGUUUCGAAAGGCUCGGCUGGAAGAAUGUUCACGUCAUAUGCCAGGAUGCUCGCCGAUUUCGUCUUCAUGAACACCUCAGCAGCGCUCAACAACAGAAAGAGGCCGCCGAGAAGGGUCACAUUAUACGGGAUUUGGACGAAAAGGCCGAUGCUGGCGGCGCUGAGCUGGUCACCAUGAGCUUCUCGCUUUCCAUGAUCCCUGAAUUUCACUCUGUAGUCGAUUCGCUUUCGUCCCUUCUAGCGCCCAGCGGCAUCAUCGGUGUAUGCGACUUCUACGUACAAAGCGCUAUCGAUUACCAGGGCCGUAAUUAUACCGGGGGCUUCAUCGAUCGCCACUGCAUGUGGAUCUCUCGCGUCUUCUGGAGAACUUGGUUCGAGGUAGAUCGCGUCAACUUGGAGCCAGCUCGAAGAGACUACCUGGAGUAUCGGUUCGGCACCAUCAUCAGUGUGAAUCAGCGAAAUCGCUUCAUGGGCGUUCGUAUUCCGUAUUACAUAUGGAUUGGCUGCGCAAAAGAGAAUGGAGCUUCAAUCGAGAAGCUUGCCGAGCUCGACUGUGCUGCAACCGAGUCUCCUUUCCUGACUGCAUUGGAUCUCCAGGCAAAGAAGUCUCACAGCGCGAACGCGGUUGACGUGCAUUCAAAGUCAUACGAAUGCGCGUUGGUCAACCUCGCCGCAAGUCUCCCUUUGCCUGCGGCGUGGUACCAGAAUCAUCACUGGAGAAUCUACUUCGAGGAUCAAGUCGCUAAAACAGUAAUGUUCAACAACAGCUACAUCUAUGCUUUCACCUGGGAAGAUAGUCGCGUUGAUGCGCGGCUUCUCAAGGUCAAGUCUGACGAUGUCAUCCUCGCUUUAACCAGCGCGGGUGACAACAUCCUCUCCUUCGCCCUCGAAAGCCCCCGCCGUAUACACGCAGUCGACCUCAACCCUGCACAGAAUCAUUUGCUCGAGCUCAAGGUCGCCGCUUUUACCGCGCUCGGCUAUGCCGACGUCUGGAAGAUGUUUGGCGAGGGUCGACACGACGAGUUCCGCAACCUUCUCGUCACCAAGCUCUCCCCUCACAUGUCCUCACUCGCCUUCCAGUUCUGGCUGACCUACGGCCCCGAAACGUUCAACAAGAAAGGCCUCUAUCUGACUGGCGGCUCCGGACACGCCCUCCGCCUCGUCGGCCGUCUCUUCCGUACCCUACGCCUCUCCGGCGAAGUCGACAAGCUCUGCUCCGCCCAGACGCUCAACGAGCAGCGCGAGAUCUGGAACCACAGCCUCAAGCACGUGGUCUUCUCCCGCAUCCUGGCGUGGACGGUCGUCGGCAACGAGAAAUGGCUCUGGAAGGCCCUCGGCGUGCCGCCCAACCAACGCAACAAAUCCGGCCACGCCAUCUGGGAAUACAUCGUCAACACCCUCGAGCCCGUCGUCAACACCACCCUCCUGAGCGAGGAUAACCACUACUACUACCUCUGUCUUAAAGGCCGCUACAGCCGCCGCUCCCACCCAGAGUACCUCACGCCGCGCGCCCACAUCAAGCUGAACAAGCCCGACGCCUUCGACGGCCUACGCAUCCACACCGAUGAGAUCAACGAGGUCAUCGCCCGCAUCAGCCCCGGCACCCUCACCAUCGCCGUCGUCAUGGACUCCAUGGACUGGUUCGACCCCGCCGGCCCGGAAGCCGCAACCCAGAUCCGCGCCCUGAACCGCGUCCUGAAGAAUAAAGGCCGUGUCAUGCUCCGUAGCUCUGGGCUCUCGCCCUGGUAUAUCGAGACGUUUGAGGAGUUGGGCUUCAGGUGUGAUCGCGUCGGCAUGCGCAUGCCGGGCACGUGUAUUGAUCGUGUGAAUAUGUAUGCGUCGACGUGGAUCUGUACGAAGGUCAGCGGUCUUGAGGGGCAGCGGAAGGGCGCUGUGCCGCCUGGGUAUAGCACGCUGGAGCAGCUUAAGAUUUAGAGCAUGGCUGGGCUUGAUGCCAGGGGCAUAGAGGAGGUCUGAUGCAUAGAAAUGUAGAGUGCGCCUUGCUUGGCUAGAGUAGAGUAGAGUAGAGACACCGUGAUACCAAUGAAAAAACGUUUUAUUGCUGU
Messenger RNA from Pseudovirgaria hyperparasitica, 2851 nucleotides. Its product is annotated as betaine lipid synthase. The transcript is spliced from 5 exons. Bases 291 to 2720 code for a protein of 809 amino acids. NCBI's taxonomy places the organism in Eukaryota, Fungi, Ascomycota, Dothideomycetes, Acrospermales, Acrospermaceae. The record is from RefSeq and is a predicted model, not a curated record.